Molecule: messenger RNA, 4730 nt
Organism: Monascus purpureus
Lineage: Eukaryota; Fungi; Ascomycota; Eurotiomycetes; Eurotiales; Aspergillaceae
Source: the annotation of a GenBank genome assembly
GAAAAACCUUCUCCUCUCUGGAAGAUCUCCGUCGUUCCAUCUCUUCCGCAUCUUCCUGUUCUGUUCGUUGUUUUGGAGGUCUUCGGGGCUGUCUUCCUUCCCAAUUACCCUCGUGCUCGUGUAUUAUUAUUCUUCCUUUCCUUGCAUCAUCGGCCAUAGCAGCAGCAGCUUCUGCAGCUUCUGGGCCCAGUUCUUCGCAGCUCUAAGCUAGUUCUCGGUCACCAAUUUCUUCUCAACGGUUAUCCUUUCUGUUUCUUCAGCCCUUCCUUCAACUCGAUCAAUUCCCCAAUGGCUCAACAAACCGAGGAAGUUGCACACUCGAAAGGUGGGUCUGUUCUGCUCUGAAUUUCUCUCGCAAAAUGAGGUCCAAGCAUCCAGGCAGGACUGCAACGCCAAAAGUGAUCCUCUUAGAAGAAUCGAGAGGAGGAUACACGAUUACAGGGAGAAAGGGGGAAAAAGUAGUAUAAUCAAAGAACGAGAAGCUAACUCGACAUCUGAAGAGUCCGCUCAGCCCAAGCCGACCGAACCCACCACUAAUGGAGAUCAUGUAGAAGGAAAAGAAGGGGAAGAACCCAAUGGUGGAGGCCUUUUCCAGAUCUCCGUCAAGCUUCCCCAUGACCCGUACAAAAUCCAAGUUAUGGUGUCCACCCAAGAGCAAGUGCAAGAUGUUCGCCAAUCUAUUGUCGAGCUGCCUGGCACUUUCCAGUAUACCUGCUUCCACUUGGAGUGCAAUGGAAAACGCAUAAAUGACUUCGUGGAACUGUCCGAGGUGGAGGAUUUGAAGCCAGAUUCAGAGGUCAUUUUGGUGGAAGAUCCAUACACCGAGAAGGAGGCCCGUAUGCACGUCGUCAGAAUUCGGGAGCUGGUCGGUGCCGCAGGUGACCGCAUCGAUACCCUCCACGGCAUCAACGCUGGCUUGUCUCUGCACGACUCCGUCACUGCAGAAGGCGAGGCAUCGGACAAGGAACACGCUCUGUCCAAGUAUGAUCCUGCUGUCCCUUCUUCUCUGGACACGAUCCUCCCAAGGCCCGAGCCUCCUCUUCCAAAGACUGUCAAGGCCAUUUCUUUGUCCACAUGGAACCCUCCUCCAUAUCACCUCCGUCAGAAGGGCCAUCUGCUAUAUCUCCAGGUCACCACAAACGAAGGCGAGCAGUUUCAGAUUACCUCGCAUGUGUCGGGCUUCUACGUGAACAAGUGUUCCAACAGCAAGUUCGACCCAUCUCCGAAACCCACACCUAAUAAGAAGUCCAAGGCGCAUUCAUUGCUUACUUUGAUUUCUCACCUGUCACCAACUUUCAACUCCGCCUUCGAGGCCCUACAGGAGUCGAACAACAAGAAAGACCUCUUGACGACCUUCCCCUUCCAGAAUGCCAUUCCUAAUAACCCAUGGCUUGUUCCCCCAAUCUCAUCCAGCGUGAAUGCUCACCAACCAGAUAUUACGCGGUCCCAGGAGAAUUACCUGCUUUCGGGAGCUGACAAUGCGGAGACCUUGCGGGACUGGAACGAGGAGUUCCAGACUACAAGGGAGCUCCCCCGCGAAACCGUCCAGGACAGGGUAUUCAGGGAACGCCUGACUUCUAAGCUAUUUGCUGACUACAACGAGGCUGCCGCCCGCGGUGCUGUCCUGGUGGCGAGGGGCGAAGUUGCACCCUUGAACCCCACUGAGGGUCGUGACGCUCAGAUUUUUGUUUACAAUAACAUCUUCUAUUCCUUCGGUGCUGAUGGUGUUGGCACUUUUGCUUCUGAGGGCGGCGAUGAAGCUGCUCGUGUGGCGGUUGGCAAGGACGUCCUGGGGAUCAAAGCCGUGAACCAGCUGGAUAUUCCUGGCCUGUUUACACCGGGGACCGUUGUUGUUGAUUAUCUUGGCAAACGUAUUGUUGGCCAGAGUAUCGUGCCUGGCAUCUUCAAGCAGCGGGAGCCUGGUGAGCAUCAGAUCGACUAUGGUGGUGUAGAAGGCAAGGAGGUCGUUGCUACGCACCCGGAUUUCAUACCCGUCUUUGAAAAGCUAUCUAAGGCUCUCCGUAUCAAGAAGCACCCUGUAUGGGAUAAGGAUAACAAGCGACACGAUCUGGAAGGCAGCGUCGAGACCAAGGGCCUUCUAGGUACUGAUGGAAGGAAGUAUGUGCUUGAUCUGUACCGCAUCUCCCCCUUGGACGUUCUGUGGCAAGAGGAGGAGGGUAAGGAUACCUAUCCUCAUCAUAUGUCUAUUCUGAGACUGGAGCUUGUUGAAACGUUCUGGCGCCACAAGAUGAGCCAGUACGUGAGAGAAGAGGUUGAGAAGCGCCGCAGUGUGAAGGCUCAAGAGGACAAGAAGGCCAAAGAGGAUACCCCUGAAAAGGCUGAGUCUAAAGAAGCAGAGGAGAAGGAGAAGACCGAGGAGCCUGUGGAGCAGGAAAGAGUGGAUAUUUCCGGCUUUGAGUUCGCUCUCAACCCAGACGUUUGCAGCGGUCAGAUCCCCCAGACAGCAGAAGAAAAGGAGCAAUGGGCUCGCGAUGAGAAAGAGGUUCGCGAUGCUUGCGACUUCUUGCGAUCCAAGGUCUUGCCGGAACUUGUCCAGGAUCUGCACGACGGAGAAGUGGGCUUCCCUAUGGACGGACAGUCUCUGAGCCAACUCUUGCACAAGCGCGGUAUCAAUGUGCGGUAUCUGGGCAAGUUGGCUCGGUUGUCCAAGGAGAAAGGCUCUCGUUUACGGGCUCUUACAACUCUCGCGGUUCAGGAGAUGAUUGUCCGUGCAUUCAAGCACAUUGCUAACUCUUAUCUUCGCGACGUACCCGGACCAUUUGCUGCCUCUUGUGUUGCCCAUCUGCUGAACUGUCUGUUGGGUACUGACUUGAACCCUGAACCUCGCCCGGAGAUUGAUCAAGAGCUUCGCGAGGCCUUCCCAGAGGGUGACUUCUCGUUUGAGAAAGUCACACCGGCGACUCUCAGGGCUGAGAUCGAGAAGCAGGUAACGAUCCGUUACCGUUUCACCCUGGAGCCUGAAUGGUUCAAGUCUUUGAGACACCUGCAGCUUCUUCGUGACGUCUCCAUCAAGCUCGGUCUUCAACUGGGUGCCCGCAAGUUCGUCUUCACCAAGUCUGAAGUUCCAAGUAAGGAGCAGCCGGCCAUCACUAAUGGUGUCAAUGGUGCCACCGCCGAUGAGGGCAAGAAGAAAAAGAAGAAGAGUGGUGAUUCCACCUCUCCGAACCGAGCUUCUGCAGAUGCAAAGGCCACUGUUUCGUUUGUUCCGGAUGAUAUCCUUAACAUUGUGCCUCUUGUCAAGGAUGCCUCACCAAGGAGCUCCCUAGCUGAGGAGGCCUUGGAAGCCGGGCGAAUCUCCCUCAUGCAAAACCAGAAGCAGCUGGGCCAGGAGCUCAUCUUAGAAUCUCUGUCUUUGCAUGAGCAGAUAUAUGGUAUCCUUCACCCAGAGGUUGCCAAACUCUACCAUCAACUGUCCAUGCUGUAUUACCAGACAGAUGAGAAGGAUGCUGCAGUCGAACUGGCACGCAAAGCUGUGAUCGUCACUGAGCGCACCUUGGGAGUUGACUCGGCUGACACCAUCCUGAGCUACCUCAAUCUCAGUUUGUUCGAGCAUGCCAAUGGAAAUACCAAGACCGCUUUGGUUUAUAUCAAGCACGCCAUGGACCUCUGGAAGGUCAUCUACGGUGCUAGCCACCCCGAUUCUAUUACGACGAUGAACAAUGCUGCAGUGAUGUUGCAGCAUCUCAAGCAGUACUCGGACUCUCGGAAAUGGUUCGAGUCAUCACUUGCCGUGUGCGAGGAGCUCUUUGGCAAGCAGUCCAUCAACACGGCAACCAUCCUGUUCCAGCUGGCGCAAGCAUUGGCCCUGGACCAGGACUCCAAGGCUGCCGUCAAGAAGAUGCGUGACGCCUACUCCAUUUUCCUCAACCAGCUCGGACCCGAUGACCGUAACACGAAGGAAGCCGAGACAUGGCUCGAACAGCUUACGCAGAACGCCGUGUCGAUCGCCAAGCAUGCCAAGGAUAUCCAAGCUCGUCGCCUUCGCCGCAUCAAUAUGGCCACCCGCUCCCUUGGAACCCGCGUCCAGCCUCAGGUCGGCCAAUCGGCGCCGGAGACAGCUGGAACAGCUGCGGCUCAACAACCUAAACUGGACACCCGCAAUAUCGAUGAGUUGCUGAAAUUCAUUGAAGGCGGUGAUUCGAGCUCUCAGUCUAAGCAGAAGAAGAGGACUACCGCCAACCCCAAGCUGAGAGGGUCUAAGAGAUCCUCCGCUAAGGCAUAGGGGAUCUUGAAAAGCAAGGCUAUUUCUUCUUUCUGUUAUUUAUAUUUGGCCCCCUUUUUGUUUGUGUUUCCUUUUUUAUUAAUGGCAGCUUGUUCUUGGAACGCUGGAGCAGCAAGCACUUGUUCUGUCCAGUCUCAAAAUAUCUGAUCAAAAUCCAGAAGGGAUUUGAAAUAAAAUUCUUUUUUUAUUGUUUUCUUUUUUGGGUACUCUGUAUUAUACUUCCGGAUGGGCAUCUCUCUACUCCACUCCUGCCAUUUGGCGCGCGUCUUUUAUUCAUGUCGAGUGUAUUUUCAUGCCACUUUUACCCUCUGUGGACAAAUUAUUGCAAAAACUGAGUCAGGGGAACGGGAUGAUGAUGAACCCCUGACUUGAGCAUCACAAGCUGCUCUAUAUGAUAUAUAGUAUGUCGUAUAUAAUAUAUGCUCUACAUCAUAAGCUAUGACUGCCCCCUGCCAAGGGCAGGUAUGUUGAGAUUAUAUUUAUGUGU